Aureobasidium vineae is the source of this 2769-nucleotide messenger RNA. The record is from the annotation of a GenBank genome assembly. Lineage: Eukaryota; Fungi; Ascomycota; Dothideomycetes; Dothideales; Saccotheciaceae.
AUGGCCCUCAACAGAUCUCGACUGCGUGCUUCCACCGCCUCCGCCUCCCCAGUUCGAAGAAGACAUGAAAACACCCUUGGCGAGAUUCCUCCCACUCCUUCUGACUGGAAUCCUGAUGCGGACAUCGAACCUGGCUUUAUGGAACUACGUGUAGAUACUGGACGGCGAGCAGAUGCUCAUCCCGCAGGAAGCAGUGGUAGGAGUCAGCUUUCAGCAAGCAGAGAGGCCAUGACGGACAGUAUACGUGAAAGAAGAUCGCGAAGUCGAGCCAAGAGGGAAGGUCAAGAGAUCGUCCUCGAGGAUCAACAAAGUCAGGAGAUUUCGAAUCACAAUCCGCCUAGUUUUGCAAGACCCACCAAUCUCACUCUUGCUACUAAUGAUGGUCUACUGCGGAGAAGGCGCAACGCAGCUGUCGAGUCUUCUUCAUCCCAGUCGAGUCCAGCUCAGCCUUCCUCGCCUGAGUAUGCCCGCCGUCAGGGGCAGGGACGCAACAAUCUGGCAAUAUUGACACCACCUUAUACGCCUUCCAUCGCUGCUCCACAGAAGGGUCCACUACAUCAUGUUGCCACUCCUAACGAGCAACUCUCGGAUCAGCCAACUCAUACGAGCCGCACACAGCCUCCAACUAAUGAGUCCCAUAGUGGACCUACGAGUGAUACGAGUCCUCCAGAUCCAAGCGGACUUUCAAAAUUCGCCCAAUCCAGUUUGGAACGAUAUCAAGUAUUUGUUGGUCAAGAAGUUGCCGCCGAGAAUGAUCAGGAGCGGUUGAAACUCUUUGCGAGUUUCAUGGUUCAAGAGUCGAGAUUACGAAGAGGGUUCUACUCGGAAGCCUUCAAUAGCAUGGCCGGAGAUAUCAUGGAACUGACGCGUGAUGUGUGGAGGCCAUUACCCGCUACAUCCGAGCCUGCUACCACGCAGCCCAAGAGUCGUAACGUGAGUCCGGAAAGUGCAAACAUCAUGAUUGAUCUGGACGACAGCUUUCACACAUCUAUCGCUUCUACUGCAGAACUUACGCCAGCUACCGAUACAGAGUCUCUAGCAGAUGAGAGCCAGGAUGUUGUGAACAGAAGACCUUCUAAUCCAUGGGGUGACAAGUUCAAGCCGUGUCUUUCUCCGAUCCCUAGCAUGGCUGUCAGUACUGUGCCAGACGAAGAAAGCUCCAGAGGAAGAUCGGCCAGUCGAUGGUGGGAAGAGAGUGUAGAUGGCUUAUUUGGGAACGGAGGGCGUAGACUCGAGAGAACCAGACAAGAGGCAAAGUACAUGAGUCUGCACCCUCAGGAGUUGUUCCUUGCUGCACAGCCUUCGCCUAACCAGAGUACACCCACUCCCGGUACCAGCAAGCAGGCCUUUCAGUAUGGACCUGAUGAAUACCCUCAGGAGAAGACUGGCUGGCACGAAGAGGAUGGUUUGUAUACUCCGUCAAACCUGCAUUCGGCAACUUUGCUCUCGCCUCGCAACAAAGCACCUGCAGGUCGCCCGACCGGUAGAUCAGCUCUGGAUGUCACAAGACUUGUCACACUCCCACCACCGUAUCCACGCCAUUAUCCUGCGGUCAACAACAGUCAUCCUGCAUUGAGCACGCUCAGAGCAAACCAUCGUGCCGUCGCAGACCUUUCGAGCAUACGCGAACUCAUUCAGUCUCACGAAGCCACCGAGGCUAGCAGACGGCAACAAUGGCGAACGUUGGCUGGAGAACGACUUCGUCACUUCCGAUCACAAACACAAGCGUCCAUCAACUCAGGCAAGAUAUCGUACAACGAUGUCACUCAGGCUGAGCUCACCUUUCGUCAAUCUGAGGCUACGAAUGUACUUAGACAAGCUGAAACUCAAUGUCAGGACUUCCGGCAACGGGUCCAUGAGUCUGUGUGUCGAAUGCUUGCUGAGCAUUCGCGAAGUUGCGAUGAUUUCAUCGAUCAGCUCACCAGGGCUCUAGAUGCAGAGGCUGGGUGCGAUCAGAACUUGCUCGCCCAGACAGAAGGAGAUGAGAGGCCUGAGCUUGUUGAGCAGCUUACACUUCUGAAGUGGUUGUUCGAGAGCAGAGAGCAUAUCCACAAGGAAAGAUUUGACAUCGACACUGCCCUUCUUGCGAGAGAGACGGCAUCUGUUUUGACCAACUAUCGACAGAACGCGAACGAAGUACAAUUGCGCCAGGCUGAACAUCAUUUCGAAUCCGAACUUCAGACGCGACAGCUCCGAUAUGCAUACGAGACGAAUGAGAGAUACGACAACUUGCGCAAGACUGUGGAGAAACACAUCUCGAGAGGAGUCGAAAUUCAACUGUCAGCGUUCUGGGAUAUUGCACCAGGCCUGGUUGAAGUUGUGCACAAAGUGCCCAACAGUCUACACGGAUUCGAGAUCGUGGUGCCUCCCAAUGAGCUGGCGGAGAACAUGUCCUAUCACGAGUUCCCUUUGCAGUAUAUGUACGGCAUCCUAGUACACGCCAAGAAAUCGGCGUAUCAAUUCAUCGAGGCGCAGACAAACCUGCUAUGUCUCUUGCACGAAGUGCACACGGCGAGCGAAGCGGCUGCCCUACGGUUGCGAGAGAUUGAGCGCAGUGCAGCAGGCGAGAGUGCAAGUCAAGUGCAGGCAGAGAUGGCACAUUUCAAGAAGCAGAAGGAACAGGAGUUGACUGAAGAUUUGCAAGGGAAAGUGCACGAGGUGGAGGGUCAAUGGAGAGAGGCUUUAGGGGCAUCGAUUGAAGAUUGUAUUGAGCGGGUCAGGACUUGGCUGGAGCACACUGGCGGCUGGGAGGAGAACCUGAAAGUCUAA